Rhea pennata is the source of this 2968-nucleotide messenger RNA. RefSeq names its product serum/glucocorticoid regulated kinase family member 3 (gene SGK3). Gene Ontology annotation, cellular component: cytoplasm; nucleus. The record is from RefSeq and is a predicted model, not a curated record. Gene Ontology annotation, molecular function: ATP binding; protein serine/threonine kinase activity; phosphatidylinositol binding. The coding region runs from base 326 to 1798 and encodes 490 amino acids. The transcript has 17 exons. Gene Ontology annotation, biological process: protein phosphorylation. NCBI's taxonomy places the organism in Eukaryota, Metazoa, Chordata, Aves, Rheiformes, Rheidae.
GCUCCCGUCGCCCGCAGCGGCGGCGGCGGCGGCAGCGGCGGGGGAGAGCCCCCUGCGGCCGGUGUCUGUCAGGCGGCGGCGGCAGGAGGAGCUCGGCUGACACGUCAGUGCAGGAGCGUUUAACCCCGCGGACACCGUCCAGGAAAAAGGAAGAGGCGAACCCGAGCGGGCGGACCGCGGCGGCGCCGCCGGGGCAGAUUACAUGAUGGAAUUCACGUCUGUUCAAGAAAAGUUGUGUAUCUUGGAUCAAUACAGUUGAAGCUGUCUUCUGUUUGCAACACCCUAAGCAGAGUCUUGUGACGAAUUUGUGAAAAGAAUAUAUACAAUGGAUCUCAAAGAAGGCUGCCCAAGUGUUAGCAUUCCCAGCUCUGAUGAACACAGAGAGAAGAAAAAAAGAUUUACUGUUUACAAAGUGUUGGUCUCAGUUGGCAGAAAUGAAUGGUUUGUCUUCAGACGGUAUGCAGAGUUUGAUAAACUCUACAAUACGCUAAAGAAGCAAUUUCCCACUAUGAACUUGAAGAUUCCAGCUAAGAGAAUAUUUGGAGACAAUUUUGAUCCUGAUUUUAUUAAACAGAGAAGAGCAGGACUGAAUGAAUUCAUUCAAAAUUUAGUUAGACAGCCAGAGCUGUGCAACCACCCAGAUGUCAGAGCAUUUCUUCAGAUGGAUAACCCAAAACACCAGUCAGAUCCAUCUGAAGAUGAAGAUGAAAGGAGCAAUCAGAAGUUAAAUUCUACCUCACAGAAUAUCAACUUGGGACCAUCUGGAAACCCUCAUGCUAAACCAACAGACUUUGAUUUCCUGAAAGUUAUUGGGAAAGGCAGCUUUGGCAAGGUUCUUCUUGCAAAGCGAAAACUGGAUGGGAAAUACUAUGCUGUCAAAGUGCUGCAAAAAAAAAUUGUUCUCAACAGGAAAGAGCAAAAACAUAUUAUGGCUGAGCGUAAUGUGCUUUUGAAAAAUGUGAAACAUCCAUUUUUGGUCGGAUUACAUUACUCAUUCCAAACAACAGAAAAGCUUUACUUUGUUCUGGAUUUUGUCAAUGGCGGAGAGCUGUUCUUUCACUUACAAAGAGAACGUUCCUUUCCCGAGCACAGAGCCAGAUUUUAUGCUGCUGAAAUAGCCAGUGCACUGGGCUACUUACACUCCAUAAAUAUUGUAUACAGGGAUUUAAAGCCAGAAAACAUUCUCCUCGAUUCACUGGGUCACGUCGUGUUAACAGACUUUGGACUUUGUAAAGAAGGGAUUGCAAGUUCUGAUACCACUGCAACUUUUUGUGGGACACCAGAAUAUCUUGCACCAGAAGUGAUUAAAAAGCAGCCUUACGACAACACAGUAGACUGGUGGUGUCUUGGUGCAGUUCUUUAUGAAAUGCUUUAUGGGCUGCCUCCUUUUUACUGCCGUGAUGUUGCUGAGAUGUAUGAAAAUAUUCUUCAUAAACCCCUAGUUUUGCGCCCAGGAAUCAGUCUUACAGCCUGGUCCAUUCUGGAAGAGCUUUUGGAAAAAGAUCGGCAAAGCAGACUUGGAGCAAGGGAAGAUUUUCUUGAAAUUCAAAAACACCCAUUCUUCGAAUCUCUCAGCUGGACUGACCUUCUUCAGAAGAAGAUUCCACCGCCAUUUAAUCCUAAUGUGGUUGGACCAGAUGAUAUUGGAAAUUUUGAUGCAGUGUUUACGGAAGAAAUGGUCCCAUACUCAGUUUGCAUUUCUUCCGAUUAUAACAUUGUUAAUGCCAGUGUCCUAGAGGCAGACGAUGCAUUUGUUGGGUUUUCUUAUGCACCACCUUCUGAAGAUCUGUUUUCCUAGGAAUUUAGAAGCCAACUGUGUUUUGGAAAUCUUGGGUUGGACUGAAAUGGCAGAAUUGUGAACACAUUCCAAAAUAGUGCAACUAUUGCCUCAUUUUGUAUGUGGGUUUGAAACCUAUGAACAAACUUUCUCUACUGUAUAGGAGGAAUUUGGGCAUUUUGAAUGGCUUUCCUUGGGGUUUGAACUGUUUGUUCCUGCUGCAGAAAAUAUUUUAAAAAAACCUUUAAAAACUAUUCUCUACACUUACUUAUUUUUUAAGCAAAAACACUGACUGUUCUCCCCAGUCCCUUCAGGUUUACAUUCAUACCUAUGUAAGAUUUGGCUGGCUCAGGCAGCAGCAAAUUUAGUAAAUUUAUAAAUGCCUUUGUACCUAUUUACAGUGACUUUGUGCUUGAAUUGUAACUAUGCAAAUUGUCUUUUGUAUAUCAUUGUUUAAAAAAAGGAUAAACAUUUUUCCUGUCAUAUUAAUCUGAAAUACAAGUUAAUUUACCUGUCAACACUUAAAUAAGGGAUUAAUUUAAAUUAAGAUUGAAAUGCUUAAAGGAUUUCUACUGAAUGAAAACCUGGUCACAUAAUGUUGCUCCUACAUUUGCUGAAGAAUUCAAUUCACUCAACUGGAUUAUCUGAAGUACGGGGAAUUACUCAAAGCAAGGAUGGAACAAAUUAACUGGAUUGAUCUGAUAACAUUACUGAUAAUAUUUUCUACUUUUUUUUUUUGCUCCCUGAGAUAAAUAUGUCUACAUUUCAACUGCAUUAAAAAUAUUUUUGGUUAAAAGUCUGCUUUUUCAGAGAUGUAAACAUGUAAUAAUCACUGCUAGUUUGAAAGGCAAUCUUGCUUUGAUCUUCUGGGAAUGGGUGAGGGAAUCAUGCUAAGUAUUAGGGAUUUCUCACUGAUUUAUUGUGUUUGAAACAUUGAUAUAUCCCAAGUGGAUUGUAUUUCAAUAUCAUAGCUACUUGUCUUUUUCUGUGUCCCAGUUUGUACUGUUUUUUAAUCCUCACUUGAUAUUUAGGAAAAAUAAUGUAAAUUACCUUGAUACUUUUGAAAAUGUGAAAAACUUUUCAUAACAUACACAUAAAUGGGCAAACUGAUAAUUCUGAUGAGCUGUUUUUAAAGAAUGUUUUUAAAAAAUACAGAAAUUGGCAUUAUAAUGUAAUGGCCUAUCACAGUUA